This is a messenger RNA of [Torrubiella] hemipterigena, 2647 nucleotides long. NCBI's taxonomy places the organism in Eukaryota, Fungi, Ascomycota, Sordariomycetes, Hypocreales, Clavicipitaceae. The record is from the annotation of a GenBank genome assembly.
UAACGAUUCGCCAUGGCGCCAAGGGAAGCCGUAAAUGUGCAAGAAUUUGCGGAGACGCAGCUAUCGCUGUUACAGCGCGAGUUGCAGAGCGAGAUUGACGAAACCAGCGCUCUCAUCUCCAACCACAGCCCCGCCGGAUUGCAGCGUGCUGGCCUUGCCCUUACCAACUUGGUGGUGGCGUCCCAGAGGACUGGUCUUGGUGGACGAACUGUCAUGGAAUUGGGUCAAGAUCCGGCAACUUCAAGCUCGGACGAAUUACCGGAGCAUGGUAUUCGCACGGGAGAUAUCGUCUUGGUAUCGGAACAGCCAGCAGGCAGCGCUAAGAAGCGGGAGGUCAAGGAUCUGGAGAGCAAAGGCUCCCGCGGCGUGGUGACAAGAAUUCAAAGAACAGCGGUCUAUGUUGCCAUUGAUGAGGGCAAAGAUGAAGUUGCCUUUUCUGGUAAAGUUUGGCUGGUCAAGUUGGCGGAUGAGGUCACAUAUCGACGGAUGAACCAAGUAAUGGAAAAGCUCCAGAAGAUGGCAGAGGCAGAGUAUUCCACCUUUAUACGAGUCCUCUUUGGGCUCUCGAGUCCAUCCAUCCCUAGUGACGCUUCCACAAAAGGAAUCCAAUGGUUUGAUGAUACGCUCAACGAGUCACAGAAAGACGCUAUUGGAUUUGCUUUAGCGUCUAGCGAAGUGGCAUUAGUCCAUGGCCCUCCAGGCACUGGCAAAACUCAUACGCUGAUCGAGCUCAUCCUGCAACUUAUUAAGCAAAAUAAACGAAUAUUGGUUUGCGGGCCGUCAAAUAUAUCUGUGGAUAAUAUUGUCGAACGACUAUCAACCCAUAAAAUUCCUAUUUUACGACUCGGCCAUCCGGCUAGGCUGCUGCCGUCAGUUGUGAACCAUUCCUUGGAUGUAUUGACACAAACAUCUGAAGCCGGUGCCAUUGUCAAAGACGUACGCGCUGAGAUGGAUGCAAAGCAAGCGUCCAUUAAAAAGACUCGAAGCGGCAGAGAGAGACGCGAAAUUUAUAACGACUUGAAAGAGCUACGAAAAGAAUAUCGUGAACGUGAGAGGAAAUGCGUUAGCAACUUGGUUAGUGGCAGCAAGGUGGUGCUGGCAACUCUUCAUGGUGCAGGUGGUCAUCAGCUUCGAAACGAAACAUUCGACGUUGUUAUUAUAGAUGAAGCCAGUCAAGCGCUAGAGGCUCAAUGCUGGGUUCCUCUGUUGUCUGCCAAGAAGGUGGUAUGCGCUGGUGACCAUCUCCAGUUGCCGCCAACGAUCAAAUCACUUAAUUCGAAAACUGCAGCAAAGCCGGUUGGCACCAACAAACUCAGCAAGUCAGCAACGCUUGAAACGACGUUGUUUGACAGACUGUUGGCUCUCCAUGGCCCCUCUAUCAAACGAAUGCUGACUACGCAAUACCGCAUGAAUGAAAAGAUUAUGAGAUUCCCGUCUGACGAGUUGUACGAAUCCAAACUUAUAGCGGCGGAGUCUGUCAAGGACCGACUACUCAAGGACCUCAAGUAUGAGGUUGCGGAUACUGAAGAUACAAAUGAGCCUGUUAUUUUCAUAGAUACACAAGGCGGUGAUUUCCCAGAAAAGAAUGAAGAUGACGAUAAAGACAAUCCAAAGAAAGGGAGAGCGGCUCUACAUAGCGACAGUAAAAGCAACGAAAUGGAAGCGGCGUUGGUCAAACAGCACGUGUCGCAACUCGUUGACGCUGGGGUACGUCCAGAGGAUAUUGCAGUUGUUACACCAUACAACGCUCAGCUCGCUGUGCUCGCGCCUCUCAAGGAGACGUUUCCCGGAAUAGAACUUGGUAGUGUGGACGGAUUCCAAGGCCGCGAGAAGGAAGCCGUAAUAGUCAGCCUUGUUCGAAGUAAUAGUGAAGGAGAAGUAGGCUUUUUAGGUGAAAAGCGACGCCUAAACGUGGCCAUGACUCGGCCGAAGCGAUCACUUACGGUUAUUGGCGACUCCGAAACUGUGCGAAGAGGAAGCGCAUUCUUGAAAAAGUGGAUGGAAUUUCUGGAAGAACAUGCCGAUUUGCGCUACGCCGACGUCGCCACUGUGACCGCGCAUGCAUGAAGUCUCCGGGUGGCGCUAUAGCUGGUUCCUAAAAAUACAAGUUUUAUCCGUGAACAGCGAUCAUCAAGACCCAGCGUCUUGGUCACUAGGCCCAGAUUUGCACUGCAUUGGUAGUAGACUGGCCUUGUUCUGCAUCUGAGCGAGACUACUCCCCGGCCACCUCUUGUGCACAGACUUGCCUGAUUGGGAACCGCCGAGGACUGUGUCCCGACAGAGAUUUUGUCAAUAUUCGACGAAAAAUACAAAACAAUACUGUCGAUAUGAAGAUGCCAGAGUGAAACUUGUAAGAUAGAAGAGAUCUUUGUAAUAUAUUUACAGCUGUGACCGGUGCUGGCAGUGCCGGGCAGCUGUCGACCGUCCGCCAGGUGGCAGUAAGCAAACACCAAAGGCGUUCGUAGGUGGUUCAUGGCCCCUCCACAGGCCAGGCUUUGACCUUGCACCAACACAAUCGCAGGCUAGCCUCUUUUUUUUGUUCUCCGCCACGGACCCUCUCAGCCUAACUCGCAUUUAUUUUUAGACUCGUGUUGCUCUUUUUGGCCGCAUUAGGCCCAAAGACCUAGCAUUUGGUAGCCACGCUCCG